GGAGCGCAUGCGUAAAGCCAGGAAGCAGAUGGACUUACUGUUUAGUAAACAUUCAAGCGGGCUUUGUCAAGUUGUAAAUUAACUUACUCCUGCGGUUCCUGUUGGAUAUUAAGGCUAAAGAUACAGUUUGGUGUUUUAACAUUCUCAGGAAGUGUCCGUUCACGCUCGACAAGCAUACGAUUGUCUGUGUGUCUGUAAAUUUAACCCAGACCGACUGUCAAAUCGUACAUAGGUGUCUGACAACGUGCGAUUCAUGAUGUGAUGUUUUGGAGAGUUGGGGGAUCUUUGACACUUCUUUCACUCCAGAUGAAUGAAUGACGUGUAGAUAGGGUUAGCUGUGAUGUUACCCCGGCUUGUGAGAGUGAUGCAGACGAGACAUGUGGCAGGAGCUUUGCUGGCAGUCUCUUUGACCGCGAUCUUCGGUUGUCUUCACUUGCUGAGUGAAGUGGCUCGUCUCGAUGAUGCAAGGGUCAGAUUAGAGCGAGCAGUCACCAAAUUACAGCUGGAUAACAUGGAUAUCGCCCGGAGGCCAUUAUCAUUUGCCAAUGAUCAGGACCUAGGUGACACAGAUAAUGAUGAUCUUAUCAUCAUAUACAACCGAGUUCCCAAGACUGGCAGCACAUCCUUCGCAGGCAUCGCAUACGAGUUGUGCCAGAAAAAUAGAUUCCAUGUGCUACAUAUAAAUAUCACAAAAAAUGCUCGUACAUUUUCCUUGUCAGAUCAGAUGAGGUUCAUCACUAACAUCACCAGCUGGACAGAGAAGAAGCCGGCACUGUAUCAUGGACAUGUAGCCUUCAUUGAUUUCUCAAGCUUUGGUUUGCUGAAGAAGCCCAUAUACAUUAACAUUGUACGGGACCCCCUGGACCGGCUGGUGUCCUACUACUACUUUGUCCGAUAUGGAGACGAUUUUAGACCAUCCCUCAAGCGGAGGAAAGCAGGAAACAAAGAGACAUUUGAUGAAUGUGUCAAUCGAAAUGGAGAAGACUGUGAUCCUGGAAACCUCUGGCUACAAAUUCCAUUUUUCUGUGGCCAAAAUGCUGAGUGUUGGGUACCCGGAAGUAGGUGGGCUCUAGAACAGGCCAAGCACAAUCUCAUCCAUCAUUACUUGGUGGUAGGUGUAACAGAGGAGCUUGGUGACUUCAUUGCUGUGUUGGAGGCGACUCUGCCACGCAUGUUCCGAGGGGCUGUCCAGCUGUACAACUCAGGUCGCAAAUCCCAUCUGCGGAAAACCACCAAGAAGAUUGCUCCCAAGCCAGACACCCUGGCCCGAAUUCAGGAGUCACCAAUAUGGCGGAUGGAGAACGAGUUCUAUGAGUUUGCAGUACAACAGUUUCACUAUGUGAAGCAUCAGACAUUUGACCUCGUAGAUGGGGAAUAUGUUGAAAAGGGAAACCGUUUUACCUAUGAAAAAAUUCGGCCUAGAUGAAACUGACAUUAGGGACAUGUGGUUAAUUGGAAAGAAUUUAAGUAGAUAAUUAGGAACAAAUUCAACUAAAGUAAGACUCUCCCGGGGAAUGGUUAUCCUCGUCCAUAACUUCUGUUUAUCUGAGCAAGACGUGCAAGAGGUUUCUCCCCUUAAGUCAUCAAGUAACUUUCAACAUAACAGUACUCCUUUUUAUGAUGUUUUAUUAGUUCUGUGAAAAUACCUAAAAGUAGUAUGAGAAAUAAGAUAUACUCAGUAGAGGUUGGUUGGUUUGUUGUUAAACGCCGCGCUCAGCAAUAUUCCAGCUAUAUGACAGCGGUCUGUAAAUGAUAUAGUCUGGACCAGACAAUCUAGUGAUUAAUAUCAUGACAAUCGAUCCACGCAAUUAGGAUCGAUGACAUUCAUCAACUAAGUCAGUGAGCCUGACCACCCAAUCCCGUAAGAGGUCUUUCCUGUGCUGCAAGACAAGUGAAUCAACAUGGCUUUAGGGAGAACUCUAAUGUAUCAAAAAGGAUGGACUGGUUCUAUCACUGUAUUUACUGGACCCUAGUGGGAAGCAGAACCAUUUCAUCAGUUCCCUUUUGUCAGAUGUACAAUUCCUUUCAAAAACCCUCUGUUCCAUGUGAUGAAACCAUAAUGAAACAAUGUAAUCACAUUUCAAAAAUAUAUUUCGUAGUAUAUGUUAGAUGACCAUGGGGUGAUAACUGACCACGUUGACUGUGUCACUUUAUUUUAGGUGUAUGUUUUAUGGCUGAAUGUAUUAACUUGAAGAAGCAGAGUAGAAAAAAAUAAUUAUAAUGUAAAAUAUCCAUAUAUAUCCAUCAUGUCUUUUAAGAGUGCUCUCAGCAACUACCGAUGAAGAUAGUGGAAAUAUUGAAGGGAGCCUUCCUAUACUGAUAUUGACUGGGUGUAGUUGACCUUUUAAGCCAUGUUUCCUGUAGCUGUGAUGGUCUGUCAAUAGUUGAUAACUAUCAUAAUCACAUUCAGGUAUUAAGGAAGUGUGCUGGUGGAUUAUGCAGGUGAAGUCAGAGUAACACUGAUGUAAGUAAAUAUUGCGUUACACGCAUGAGACAUACCGGUAUAUAUGGCACAGCAUUAUAGGGUGAAGGUCGUUAAAUUUAACUGCUAUUGGCUGAAUGGUUUUUGUUUCAUUGUUGGAAAUAUAGAUUCUACUGCUGUUCUGUAAGAGCCACAGAACUGAUUCCAGUUUUAUUCAUAAAUGUCAUAUUUUUAUUAUUGUGCAAACUGGCUAUGAAUAUUGCUUUAUUUAUCCUGGACACCAAUCAAUCAUUUGAGAAUUGAGGGCAUCAUGCAGAUCAUCAUCAAUGUGUGGACCAGGUCAUCCAGCAGGUCUUCAGUGAAUGUACCACUGUAACACUUGCUAUGUGUAUGUUCAGUGAAUGUAACACUGUUGCUAUGUGUAUGUUCAGUGAAUGUAACACUGUCACUAUGUGUAUAUUCAGUGAAUGUAACACUGCUGCUAUGUGUAUAUUCAGUGAAUGUAACACUGUUGCUAUGUGUAUAUUCAGUGAAUGUAACGCUGUUGCUAUGUAUAUGUUCAGUGAUUGUAACACUGCUGCUAUGUGUAUAUUCAGUGAAUGUAACACUAUUGCUAUGUGUAUAUUCAGUGAAUGUAACACUGUUGCUAUGUGUAUAUUCAGUGAAUAUAACACUGUUGCUAUGUGUAUAUUCAGUGAAUGUAACACUGUUAUACUGUUGCAAUUUGUAUAUUCAGUGAAUAAUCAUUGUAACACUAUGUAUAUUCAGUGAAUAUACCACUUACUAUGUGUAAUAUUCAGUGAAAUAUAUCACAGUGACACUGUUGCUGUGUGUAUAUUCAGUGAAUACUGUCACACUGCUACUGUGCACAUUUCAGUGAAUAUACAAUUGUCACACUGUUACCUCUGAUUUGAGGUGAAUUUGAUGAAGUGGUGUAAAUGUCAGAGUGUUGUUGCCACUUGUCAACAAUCAAAUAGUUCUCUUUUGUGACUGAAUCAAAUCAUGAUUUAUUUGUGUUGUCAUUUUGGUUUGGGGUCUGACAUUCAGAGCCUCACCAGCCAGUAAUUUUAACAUGUAUGUUGGCAAUCAUCUGUAUUAUAUCCAUUUACUGAUAGUCCCUGGAGGAAUCCAAAAUUGUGUAAUCGCAGACAAAAGUGAAGAAUUCUCCUUCGCUCAGAGAUUCCUUCCGGGACUGCUUCUUAACUUUGAAGGUUACUUCAAGGAAUUGUUACAAACGAUAUGAUCUUGUGGCUUUGACUUCAAGCUCGGUGUCAUUUGUGAAAAAUGUAAUAUAUUAGGAUGACAACAAACAGCCGAAUGAAUAAUCGUAUGUUCAAGAAUGUAAAACAUUGGACUUUACCAGUCAUUGAAUGAGGUCAGGGUCAUUACUAGGCCAUGACCUUGUUUGAAGGUGGGAGCAGUGUGUGUAUAUUUACUACAGGAGAGGUUGUACAGGUGUUUUAUUCUGAUGAAGAAAUGCAUUUAUUUUGGUUAUGUGAGUCAUGGGUGCAUGAGAGUCACGGGUGGAUGUGUUGCAAGGGUGCAUGUGCAUCCAGGAUGUAUGCAGGAGAGGUGGGGGUGUAUAGGUGACGGGACAGUUUAUGACCAAGUUGAGGAUGUGCGCAUUGAGUGAAAGGUCAUUGUAACACAAAUCCUCAAACAGCCUCAUUGAAGACUUGACUUUCCUCCAUGCUAUGGUAUUUGCCUUGAUAUGACAUUUAAGACAUAUAAGGCACAUCCAUUUUAGCCCUAUGACUGUCUUUGUAUAGGUGUAUGUAUUUCAACAUUUAUAGCACUAUAAAUUUUGGUCACAAUAGGUGGCCAUCAAUUUUAACAGCUAAAUGCCAAAUUAAGCUUUGAAAUUUGGUGGCCCUUAAACCUUAUGACAAAAUGCCAAACAGAGCUAGGGCAUCCUAAUGUAAGAGGAAACUUGCUAUUUAUUGAUUGAUGAUUGAUUUAGGUAUAUUUAUUUUAUAACGAUGUUGCCCAAUAAUCCAUAGUUCAGUCCUCAAGAUUUCUAGUGUUUCUUUCACUGAAGUGCUAAACGUCUGAGAGCUGCAUCACUUUGGGCUUUCCUCCCUCAUUAAGCUGACACGCCGUGAUAUAACUGGAAUACUGUUAAAAGCAACGUAAAACCCAACUCACUCACUCUAGUGUUUCUGAUGGUUGCUAAUCAUCUGACACAGGACACGCUAUGCUUGCAAAAUGAUGGCCUCCAUUCUGUAGCAGACAGCUAUUCUUUGAAAUGGCCUUCAUGAUGGUAAGCAACUGAAUAACCGGAGUACAGAUAAAGAACAGGUUUUAAAACAACACUGUAAGGAAAUAGUUAUUGAAUACUUUCACUGCUUCUGGCACGGGUGGCCCUGUCGUCUAAGGCGCCACAAUUCGCUGUGCAGAGUUGCACCUCCUGGGCACGCCAGAAACCUAUGAUUAUGUUUCUAGGUUUGCAAAACCAUACCUAUGCUUGUGGGUUUCACCAAAGUGGUAAACAUCUGAGACCUGCAUCACUUCAGGCUUUCCUCCCACAUUAAUCUGACACACCAUGAUAUAACCGGAAUACUGUUAAAAGAGGUGUUAAACCCAACUCACUCACUCACUCACUCACGUUCACUGCUGGUCACUUGAGCAUGCAUGUCAACUUUGUUAUUUUCAACUACAUCUCACAAAUUCAGACAUCCGAUAUUUCCAGAAUUUCUGCCAUAAUGGUAAUAACCAAUGAAAAAAAUAAUUGUACUAUCAAGAAUUCCUCAUUUUCCAUACAAUCUUAGUACAAUACAGUCCAAAUGGGAGAGAAUGAUUGUUUAGGCUGCUCUAUACAUGAAGGGCUACUUGUGAGUUUGUUUGAAGGUUUUUGUACAUGAUGAAUGUGUGUCUGAAUAUUUAAUUACUGUGUACAUAUUUUGUGAAAUGUUGACCUAUAUCGAGACAGGACUUCUAGUUAGUGUCGCCCUGGAGAUGACAACACACUGUGAUUCAAGGUCAUGUGACCAUUCUAAAAGCUUUAAGCCAAGUAAUGACCACAUAUGGUAUCAGCAUGUGUUCAUCUCUCAACUUUACCACUGUCCAUGAAACUUGCAUUUCAUAUUGUUAACUAAUGUACUAUAAGGGUAGCGCUUCUUUUCAGGGCAUUCUCAUUUGUAGAAGCUUGAGGUCUCCCAUUAACUGCCCGACGAAGGAGGGCAGUUGAAAAGACCGAGGGCUUCUGCAACUGAUAAUGCCCUGAAAAAUAGUGUUACCAUUAUUAUAGCUAAAAUGGAUAGAAUUUGUUAUGAAAUAGAAAUAAGCAACAAUAUCGGUUUGAAACAUUUACUGCAAUCAACACGAAUUUCACUGACCCGCUGUAACAAAUAUGGAAACAUCAUAGAACAAACCAGAUGACGUCACAAUUGUACGUGACGUCACCUUUCCCUAGGCGUGAUAAUGUCCCGUCCUCCAGCAAUAUGAGGGCAUUAUCAAGUUACAGUGGCCCGCUUAUUUCUGACGGCUUACGUGGACGGUUUAAUGAUAAUUCUAUUUAUUUUAGCUAUAAUGUACAGUAACUUUCUCUCUGCAAUGAGACAAUAAGCAGUUCUUCACAGAACCCAUGUACACAGAUUACAAUGAAAAUGUUAGAGAGUUUUGUUGUUAUUAUUAUAUACAUGUCAUUGUCUUGGAGGACUUUUAGACAUGUUUGGUACGUUCUUAGCUAAAUAGUGAGAUUCCUUUUUAGUGGGUCUGAGGCCCCAAACAGGAAGGAAGACCUCAAGAAACCCACAUUAGUCUAGAUCCAAGUUCAAUAUAUUCCCAUGUACUCUGUAAUUAUUAUCAUUGUAAACAGGGAAUGAAAUCUGCUGAACUCUUAUCCUUGAAGAAAUUAUUGCACACCUUGUAAGGGAUUUUUCUUCUCAAUGUUCAUCUAGCUUCUUCAAUUUUCACUCCAGUUUCCAUGGUUUCUUUCUUCAACACAAGCUAUUUGAAAAAGUAAGAGAAAAUGCUGUUUUCUUUUGAACCAAAUAUGUAUCUAUCUUAGAAAUGUGUGGUGGACAUUUUGUAAAAUCAUCUGCCUCUUUGAUUAUAUAUUUGCUCAGUUUGAUAUGAGAAAUGACUUGUUUUGAAGCUAGAUGAAUCAUUAUUUCUUAUUGUUUUCAGGUAAAUCUAUAUAUCACUAUUUUCCUGAUAUAUGAGGGUAAUUAUGAACCCAUGUUGGUCUAUAGUCAUAUGAAUAUUAUGUGCCAUGAAGUGUGUAUGAUAUGUACAUUUGAUGUAUAAAUUUGUUCUUGUAUUUAGGAGGCGAUCAUCUGAUUCUUCCUUUAAUUGACACGAAAAACAUUUUUGAGGGCUUUAGAAUGAAAUUUGCUUUCAGUCAUCAGUAGCCUGCAGAAUCUGUUCAAUGUUUUGCUUUAGAUGUUGAAAAAUAUCAAUCCUUAUUCAUGCUCAGUGAUCUUAGUAUAGCUCUAAUCAUAAAACAUACCUCAGAUUUCUGUAGUCAAAGCUUUAAUUAUGGUGGAUCGAUGUAUAUUUAUGUGGUGAUUGUAAUUACAACAAAAUCAAAUUUUUGCCUCACUCCUGUAAAAAGCCAUAGUUAUCACCAGAACUAUUUUCAAAUCCUAAAAGGUCUAUGAACUUCAGUCUUUGAUUCUCAACAUGUCAUGUGGAAGUCAUGCAGUGUAUGGGUUAUGUGAUUGUCAUGUGACAGGUCAUGUGAUCAGUGUCAUGUACGUCAGGUGAUCAAUGUCAUGUGACCAAGUCACAUGGUAAGGUUGUAUUUUAUGGGCUAUUGUCCACUGCAAUUAAAGAUAUUUCAUCUUAAA
Molecule: messenger RNA, 7212 nt
Organism: Haliotis rufescens (red abalone)
Lineage: Eukaryota; Metazoa; Mollusca; Gastropoda; Lepetellida; Haliotidae
Product: heparan sulfate 2-O-sulfotransferase 1-like
Exons: 8
Coding region: 341-1426 (361 amino acids)
Cellular component (GO): membrane
Molecular function (GO): heparan sulfate 2-sulfotransferase activity
Source: RefSeq, a predicted model, not a curated record